UCCUGAGGGGUAGCGGGCGGUUGGCUGCCGGGCAGGGGUUUGGGGUGAGCUGCAGCCGCCAUGAAGCUGACGCGGAAGAUGGUCCUGUCCCGGGCCAAGGCCUCGGAGCUGCACAGCGUGCGGAAGCUCAACUGCUGGGGCAGCCGCCUCACAGAUAUCUCCAUCUGCCGGGAAAUGCCCAGCCUGGAAGUGAUCACCCUCAGUGUCAACGGCGUCUCCACACUGGAGCCCGUGAGCCAGUGCCGGCAGCUGAGCGAGCUCUACCUGCGCAAGAACCGCAUCCCCAGCCUGGCCGAGCUCUUCUACCUGAAGGGCCUGCCGCGCCUGCGUGUGCUCUGGCUGGCCGAGAACCCGUGCUGCGGCCCCAACCCACACGUCUACCGCAUGACCGUCCUGCGCAACCUGCCGCACCUGCAGAAGCUGGACAACCAGACUGUGACUGAGGAGGAGCUGUCCCGAGCGUUGCUGGAGGGAGAGGAGGUCACGGGCCCCGGCAGAGAGGGCACAGGGAACGGCCAGCCGGAGCUGUCCUACACCCUGAGCACCAUGAACGCCACUGCCGAGACGCAAGGGGACCCGCUGAGCUACGGCGAGGAGGAGGCCAGUGGCAUCCAGGGGCAGCUCAGCCUGAAGCCCCCUUCCAGGGACCAGCUUCCAUCCUUCUCACAGAGGGAGGCCGCGAGCAGUCGCAGGAACAGGGCAUGGUGCUUAGCCGGUGACUCUCUGUGCCCCCAGAACAACGUCCUGACCGCCAUCCUGCUGCUGCUGCGAGAGCUGGAUGCCGAGGGGCUGGAGGCCGUCCACCAGACCGUGGUCAGCCGGCUCCAGGCCCUGCACAAGCAGGAGCUGCAGGAGGACAUGGAGUGACUGUCAGUGGGACCCCGAGCGGUCGGGCCCUCCUUGCAAGAGCCCGUGCUGAAGUCCCAAGCACCUGGGAGGUGGGGGUCACUGCCACAGCCGCGGCCUCCGCUGCACCCCGGGCUGAGUCUCAGCCCACAGGGCUGCUUCCUUAGGACACCUCAGCCUGCCCAGGGAAGCUGAGCGGACCGGUGACCCGGCGAAGGCAGGAGGGGUGUUGGGCACUGGCGGGCAGACCCCGUGUCUGUGCCCUCCACCGUGAGGGGCCCUGGCCGCAGCCCAGGCCCAGGCCCAAAUGCCCAUCAGGAGGGCCUGCCUUGACCCGGCUCUUCCUGAAGGUGGGCAUUGCAGGCCUUUCUCCCUAAUAAAUAUUCUUCCUGAAUCUAAUCUGGAAGCAGACAUUUCCUAAAUGACAGAUGUGGCCUUGACAUGCUUUUUAAAGGUAAAAGCUGUGGGUCAUGCAUGCUUUCCCAUGUCAGUUCUUUGACUCGGUCAUGGAAUAGACCUCUCUUCCCCCCAGAGACUUCCAGAAUGAUGGCAUCCUUAGAGAGACAAGCUGCCCUCGGAUUUGCACUGGCAAUCGCACAGCCACCUGCCGCCCCGGGACGUUGUGUCUGAAUGGCGGGGACUGGGAGGGCCACACCCCCUCUUUUCUUCCUCCCUUUGUAAGUGCCCCCAAGCCAUGCCGAGGGUUUGUGCUGACCCUGCAGGAGAGGCCUUGCACAGACAGGCCUGCCCCUUCUGUUUGGGGAUCAGGGGCGGCCACAGGUGUAGCAGCCGGGCGGAAAGGGCAGCCUUCUGGAAACCAUGUAAAAUGUUUUCUUCCUCUGGGAGGAGUCUCAGGCCUUGCGUGAUGCACGGGAUGUGGGCGGUGACGCCCAGCCUUGGCAGGCCUUACUAGUGCCCCCAAAAGCCGAGGAUGCCUCCACGUGGAAGGGGAGGAGUGUGAGCCCCGAGCCAUUAGAGAAAAGUCUGUUCCUACUGGAGCCGAAAUGACGGGACUGGAGAGGGAGAGAGUGAUGUUCUGUCCGCCCCUUGCCGCCUGUUGGGGGGAAUGACCACAUCCCUGUGCCAGCUGAGGGCGUGUCAGCUGUGUGACAGCCACACAAAUCGAAGGGGUGACUUAACCACAAGGCGGGCAAGAAACCAGUGACAGAGCGCCAGCGGCUGGAAGACCACCGCUCUCCUUGAAGGUGAAGCUCCAGUCGAGCUGCAGGCCGUUCCCAGCUCUUGAAGGAAGGCCACUGCGCACCGGCUGGGUGAAGCCCAGUUGAGGGCGGGCAGCUCCUCUGUGGGGGGAUCUGUAGUUCUUCAGGACCAGGGGGUGAGUGCUGAGCACUGGGAAGCUAGGAGUCACCACGUGGGGGCAUCCAGGCGGGGUGGCUGCGGGGCCUGUGUGCUCCUUCUCUUGUAAUUAUGGGAUGUCGGACGCUCUCAAUAAAGCGUUGUGUCGGUUA
Messenger RNA from Equus quagga, 2315 nucleotides. Its product is annotated as cilia- and flagella-associated protein 410-like. NCBI's taxonomy places the organism in Eukaryota, Metazoa, Chordata, Mammalia, Perissodactyla, Equidae. The record is from RefSeq and is a predicted model, not a curated record. The coding region runs from base 61 to 867 and encodes 268 amino acids. Gene Ontology annotation, molecular function: protein binding. Gene Ontology annotation, biological process: cytoskeleton organization. The transcript is spliced from 7 exons.